CACAGGUUUUCUUAAAGAAUGACGGAAGAUAAAAUAGUGAAUAACGAUCUAAUUCUGAAAGCCACUAACCGUACUGCGAUCGAGAGAUAAUGCGUCUAAUAUCUACUGCGAUACAAAAGAGGGAAACGACAGCGCUGAUGCAAAUGUAUUCCGGCUGGUCGAAACCAAUCCCUAUUGAUGCCCCAAGUCCUCCGAAGUACGCCUCUACCAACCUAUCCCCAACCCCACCCCAUCCCAACCCAAACAAAAGAAAAAAUGCGUAGGGUAUGUAGAUCAUGACCAUAAACGGGCGAAACAGCGCAGAACCCAUCGCCGUCCGCGAACGUAAAAACAG
This is a messenger RNA of Mytilinidion resinicola, 334 nucleotides long. RefSeq lists its product as uncharacterized. Lineage: Eukaryota; Fungi; Ascomycota; Dothideomycetes; Mytilinidiales; Mytilinidiaceae. The record is from RefSeq and is a predicted model, not a curated record. Bases 90 to 263 code for a protein of 57 amino acids. The transcript has a single exon.